Molecule: messenger RNA, 2393 nt
Organism: Nothobranchius furzeri (turquoise killifish)
Lineage: Eukaryota; Metazoa; Chordata; Actinopteri; Cyprinodontiformes; Nothobranchiidae
Gene: nicn1
Product: nicolin 1
Cellular component (GO): nucleoplasm
Source: RefSeq, a predicted model, not a curated record
AGGGAUUCGAACAACGGCGAAAGUCAUCCAGCAGUCGUUUUCCUACCAAUUAACAUGUGACAAAUCAGCAAAAGGAGUUGGUUUUAGGAGAGGGGGGAGAAGGAGGAGAUCUGUUUGUUUUCGUGGACUUCCGUGCUGCUGGCCCUUUAAGACUCUCGUCGUUGCUUUGGCGACAGUAAAAGUCCGGAAGUGAAGCCGAGCAUCUUUGACGUGUAAAAACCAGCUGUUGAAACAUUUUUUUAAUCUAACUUUUAAUCCGUAUUCUUCCUUUAACUCUGAAGAUUCUCGGGCAGAAGAAGUAAUGCACACGAACCUGAGCCUCCCCAUGGUGGAGAGGAAACCCUGAUCCACAGAACCAGGUCACACUCUUUCUCCACAUCUGGUCUGCCCCAGGAACGUCCAUCAGCUGCUGCAGCUCUGGAGAUCAUGUGCCCCUCAUCCUGGCUCUUGUUAGAGUCAGAAUAGCUAUCUCUGUCUGCUGGAUACCAUGAAGAUGAACGAUAGCACUGAUGGAAGAGAGCCGGUGAGCUGCACCGUCAAACCUCCGGUCCAGCUGCACAUCAGAGACUCUAAAGCAGAACCAGUUCCAUCAGGUGUCUGUGUGGUCGAUGUCACCCCCCACUCAGGGAAACCCAUCAGUAUUGAAGACAUCACCUUUAAGAACUUCUACACGGCCUACCUGACGGUCCGGCUGCUGAGGAGGAGCUCUGCACUGGAAGGACCUGCUAAGUGGUGCACUGCUGUGAAGGACCUGCCUCUGAUGGACAACCCCCACACUGAGGGGGGGUCCCAGGACUACUUCUCCAUCCACAGGACUCAGAUGCAGAUGGAACCGGAUCAUGUGGUGUCUGUAAGACUGAUCCUGAGACAGCCGUCCUCUGCCUGGCUGACCUUUAACCUGGAAGAAAUCCAAAUAUUCCCACACAUGGAACCAGACACAAAGAAGGAGGCUUCUGAUUGGUUGUCUGACUUGAUCCUCGUGGAUGAACAUCCUGAUCUGGAGAGUCUCCCAGACCCACAGACCGUCUCCUCCAGCAUCCAGCAGAUGUGGGCUCUGACUGAGGUGAUGCAGACCAACCAGACCACCGUCUCCAUCGGACGCUUCGACGUGGGUGGAAGCUACGAUAUCAACCUCCUGUCUCUGACCUGAUGUGACCUUGAACUGGAUUUUUGUGUUCCACCAUCAGGACCAUCCUAGAGCCCACUAUCACCUCAUAUCAAAAUGUUUGUUUAUAAAUGAGUUUUAAAGCAAUUAUUCGGAGAACAUCCGGGACUGCUUCACAGUUUCUCCUCGGCCUGCAGAGACUUUCUAACUGUAGAAGGUGGAUCAGAGUCUAGAGGUCUGUGAUGUCAGCAAGAGGUGACCGUCUGUCUGCUGUGUGUAAUACUUGCUGUGGACACACGGGGGCAGCAGAGAUAUUUGAGUUGAUUCCUGGUUGAUUCUACGACGAAGAACAGAAACAGGUUUAACAUCUGAGGCCCUGUCCACACGUAGCCGGGGAUCUGCCAAAACGUAGAUAUUUUUCUAGGUUUUGGCCUGUCAUCCACACGAAAACGGAGUUUUUUCACACGAAAACGGAUCUUUUUAAAAACUCCGGCCAAAGUGAAGAUCUGCGUUUUCUCCGUUUUGGGUGUCUGCGUGUGGACGGACAAAACCGGAGUUUUAAGGUCCGCAACGUCACUUUCCGCGACAAAAAAAUGCUGACGUCACGUGUGCGACCUGUGUUUACACUAGCCGGCAACAUGGAAGCCUUCAGAGCUGCGCUCUGUCACUACCCGAUCCAUCAAUUGUCCAAGCGCUUUCUGCUUGUUUGUUUUUACAAGCGGAAUUACUGCUCCUUGCGGAAGACCACAGACGAAGGACGAGGUUAAGAACGGGGGAAGUACUGCCGCCUACAGGUCUGGCAUGUCCUUAACAACGUAUUUAUCUGGGUACGUGUGGACAGAGUUUGUUUUUAAAACGCGGUGGUGUGGAUGCAAGUUUUUGGAGGGGCGGAUAUUCGUUUUCAGAAAACCCCGGCUACGUGUGGACUAGGCCUGAGAUAAACACAAAGAUCACUGGGCUCUGAUUACUGAUUUAUGCAUCAUUGUUCUGUAAACAUUUCAGCUUUAAUUUAUUCAUUUAAUCACAUUUCUGUUUGAAAAACUCAAUUAAGGCUUGACCAUAUUCAGAUUAGGUGACUUAGAUAUUUAGAACGUUUGAACCAACGUGGGACUAACAAACACGGGGAGUAGUAAGUGUGGAUUUUAACAUCCAGGGUGUCUUUGCCUCAGAGUCCUGGUGGAACCAUCUAGAGAACACAGAGUAGACUCCUGUAGAAUUUUUAUUUACUGUUUUGGUUUGUUGUGGGAUUUUGUCAUUAGUGAGUUAAAUAAAGCAAUGAGCAAUAGUC